UUUCAUUUGUUAAUAUUUCACGAUUUUAUUGAUACAAUUGUAUAAAUUUGAUGUGUAGGUAUAAAUAGUUCUUGCAACGUUUUUUUUAUGGUAUUUCAAAAUUGAAAAUGUUAUCUAUUACAUUAUUAAUCGUUGCGCUUAGUGUUGGGCAUAUUUCUAAUGCCGCAUUUCAAAUACCAGAAGUGAGUGUUAAAGUAUUACAGCCAAAAGGCUUUGAAGUUUCAAUUCCAGAUGAACAAGGUAUUGUAUUAUUUGCGUUCCAUGGAAAAAUAAACACAGCACUUAGAUCAGCGGAAGCCGGAUCAUUUUCGCAGGACAUUAGAUCAGCAACAAAGAGUAGAUGGGUAUUUACUGACAAUUCCACACCACUUACACCUGGUGAUAUUUUAUAUUAUUGGGUAUAUGUGGAACACAAUGAUGGUAGUGGAGUCCGUGGAUAUCCAAGUAUUAUUCAAACUUAUAAAGUACCUAAUCAAUCGGCAGAGAAAACGAAUCCAAAAACGACAUCCUCUGUAAAUCCAACAAUUGCUACCGAUGAAUGUAAUCCAACAGAAACUACUGUAAGUGGUACUCUGAAACCUGCACAAAUAUGUUCCGGCCAAUUAAUAUUUAGUGACGAAUUUGAUACUCUUGACUUUGAAAAAUGGGAACAUGAAAACACAUUAGCCGGAGGUGGAAAUUGGGAAUUUCAAUGGUAUACAAAUAACCGUUCAAAUAGUUUUGUUAAAGAUGGCGCUCUUAAUAUUCAUCCUACUUUGUUAUCCGAACAAUAUGGUGAAGGAUUUUUAACUAGUGGAACAAUCGAUCUUAACGGUGGAGCUCCAGCUGAUCAAUGCACAAAUGCGGCAUUUUAUGGAUGUAUUCGAUCUGGAAACGGCGAUAAUAUAUUAAAUCCAAUAAAAUCAGCACGUAUUCGAACUGUUGAUACAUUCAGUUUUAGAUACGGAAGAAUUGAAAUAAGAGCAAAAACACCACAAGGUGAUUGGCUUUGGCCAGCUAUAUGGUUAAUGCCACGAUACAAUGCUUACGGGGGUUGGCCAACAUCAGGUGAAAUUGAUUUACUCGAGUCACGCGGUAAUUUACAACUAUCACAAAAUGGUAACCAAAUUGGAGCUCAACAAGUCUCAUCCACUUUACAUUUUGGACCAGAUCCAAAUCAUAAUGGUUUUUUGAAUGCACAUUUCGAAAAAAAUUCAAAUAAUGGGUAUUACGAUACGUUCCAUGAUUAUAAACUAGAAUGGUCGCCAGAUUCUCUUAAAUUUUACUACGAUAAUGAAUUAGUUGGUACUGUGGCACCUCCUGGUGGAGGAUUUUGGGAAUUAGGUGGUUUCCAAAACUCUGGAAUACAAAACCCAUGGUCUGGUGCAUCAAAAAUGGCACCUUUUGAUCAACAAUUUUAUCUUAUUAUCAAUUUAGCUGUAGGUGGUACAAAUGGAUUUUUCCCGGAUGGAGUAUCAAAUCCAAAUGGAAAACCAUGGAGUAAUACUUCACCAACGGCUGCACGUGACUUUUGGAAUGGUCGAAAUAAUUGGUUACCAACAUGGAACUUAAAUUCAAAUGAUAACGCAAAUUUCAAAAUAGAUUAUGUUCGAGUAUAUGCACUAUAGUUUAAUAAAAAUAAAUAAAUAAGGUAGAAAAAUUUGUAAAAGUAAAGAUAAAAGUUUCAUUUAAAAAUUAACUAGAAUAUUCCAUUCAUUUUUUUGA
Molecule: messenger RNA, 1704 nt
Organism: Chrysoperla carnea
Lineage: Eukaryota; Metazoa; Arthropoda; Insecta; Neuroptera; Chrysopidae
Product: beta-1,3-glucan-binding protein-like
Exons: 7
Coding region: 108-1607 (499 amino acids)
Biological process (GO): carbohydrate metabolic process
Molecular function (GO): hydrolase activity, hydrolyzing O-glycosyl compounds; carbohydrate binding
Source: RefSeq, a predicted model, not a curated record